CUUCCCACCACUAUUUUAUUUAUUUAUUUAUUUGCUCCGCGGAAAGAAUUCAUUAGCCAUCGCCAUGGUCAAAACAAGAGUGCUGCUCGACCAAACUGUCCUUUUUGCUGCUCUUCACACAUAAGUCGCCUCCUUUUAUCCUGUUGAAUCGCCUGCGGCAUCAAAAACGGAAAACCCAAUCGAAUUCAAGGGUUGUUGGUGAUCUCAGUAGAGAGAUGUCUCUGAUUGGAAGAGUACACCCCGAAUGUGUAAACGUAGCCAAUCCCUACCAUGAAUGCACUGAAAAUUGCUUGAGAAAGAUUGCUGAAGGGAAGGGCCGGAAGUUGACGAAAAAGAAAUCAGAUUUUGGCAGCAGCUUUAAAGAUGUUGAGUACAAAAAAAAGGGGGCUGAGGACAAAAGAGCAUCUAAUCCUUACCAUGACCCUGAAUUCUACCGCCAAAGAGCCGCUGCUGCCGAACCUCGUGGGGACAAAAAAGAAUCAGGUUCACUGCUUGAUAUUCCUAUAUUGGGCAGAAAAAAGGAGAGAUCCCGACCAAACACCUCUCAGGAGCUUGACCGAAGUGUGAUUUAUCAUUUAGAUGCUCCAUCUUCUCCGUCUAAGGAAAAGGUGAAAUUAGAGAACGGCUCUGUCCUUGAUGAUCCUAUAUUUGGCAGAAGAAAGCAGGGAUCUCAGCCAAAGCCCUCUGAAGAGCUUGACAAUGUAACUGGUCGAGGUUUAAUUUAUCCCUCUGAUUCUCCAUCUAAAGAAAUAGUGCAAGUAGAGAAUGGCUCCGCACUUGAUGAUCCUAUAUUUGGCAGACGAAGGCCUGGUUCCAGACCAAAGAGCCCUGAAGAGCUUGACAAUGUACCUGAUGAAAUUAAGGAAAAGGUUAAAAUAGGGAAUGGUGAGCAUAAAUCUUAUUCUCCACAGGCUGCUGAAGUAAAAGAUGCUACCUUCAACAAGGAGCAAGUUCCGUCCUCUCUGUUAGUGCCACCAUCGGGAAUUCUCACAAUGCCUGAAAAUCCCAAACACCCUCGAGAGAACGGUGCUACUUACAUCGCUAGUGAACCACCAGGUUAUGGGGAAGACAAAGAAAAUAUUCAUUCCCCAGGAGUUGAUUCAAAUCAUACUGUCAACAAUGUAGAAGGCGCUACCGGAUCAGCUUACGACUCAGGCCUUAGUUUCUCGGGUACUCUCCAUGCUUUUGAAGAUAGUGAUGAUGAAGAUACACGAUCGGUUAAUUCUGAGUCCAGUGUCUCUGUGGGAAAAUACCGUGUGAAAGGAAGUUUCUCUUCCAUUCUCCAGUCAAUCAUGGAAAAAUAUGGUGACAUAGCCUCAAGCUGUCAAUUGGAAUCAGUUGUCAUGCGCUCUUACUAUCUCGAGUGCGUAUGUUAUAUAGUCCAAGAGUUGAAGCGAACUUCGGUUAAGCAGCUGACAAAGCCUAAAGUCAAAGAAAUGUUAUCUAUGCUUAAGGAUGUAGAAUCUUCGGGAAUGGAUGUUGGUUGGCUCCGGUUUCUGAUCAACGAGUGUGCAGAAGCCAUUGAACUCAUCACUCAGCAUCGAGCAUUCAAAGCAGCAAAGGCAAACUGCGACCGUGAUAUAGAAUCAGCAAGGAAAGAACUUGAAUCGCAAAUGGAGGUUCUGGCGCUGAAAGAAAAGGAGGUUGCCGAUGCCAAGAAGCAAGUCGCUGAAACGAGAGCCCACCUGAGGGAGCUCGAGCUUAAAUCUUCUGUCUUGACCGAGAGUAUUAGUAACAUGAAGUCCAAGGUCGAAAAUCUUCCAAGCAAACCUUUGUUGGACAAAGUCUUGUGAAGCAAGCAACUGCAAAAGCUGUAAAACCUGUAGUAUGGGUAAUGUAUAAAAUGUUCUGAAGGGUGAAACUGUAAUCUGGUACAUCCUUUUUAUACUUGUAGCUGUGAAGUAAAUGUAGGUUAUAUCGUGUCGGUUUCGCUAUUUGGUAGUUGUACUAAAAAUUACUUGAGGUUUCUGGGAUUGUAGAACCCUACCGACAUGGUGAUUUGAGAAUCAUGUCACUUUAAUAUUUUGAGCUAUUAUUUUUUUUUUUUAAAA
This is a messenger RNA of Malus domestica (apple), 2051 nucleotides long. RefSeq lists its product as uncharacterized. NCBI's taxonomy places the organism in Eukaryota, Viridiplantae, Streptophyta, Magnoliopsida, Rosales, Rosaceae. The record is from RefSeq and is a predicted model, not a curated record.